AUGGAGGCGACUAAUCGAGUGCCGCUGUCGGAACUGGGGCUCUCCGAAAAGGAGAUCUACACUCUUUGUGCCAGAUUUGCUCCUAUCGCUGCCAAGCACUGUUACGGUUCAAAAGUCGAAGAACAGUUUCUGGAGAAGUGCCGUGGUUACGAUCAGGAUUGCGCUCAAUUCCAAGCUAAG
Molecule: messenger RNA, 180 nt
Organism: Cooperia oncophora
Lineage: Eukaryota; Metazoa; Nematoda; Chromadorea; Rhabditida; Trichostrongylidae
Source: the annotation of a GenBank genome assembly